CUCAACAACGACAACGAAUCCGAUUCUCACGUUACCGCUACUCGCGUCGGAAUCAAUACAACAAAUUACAAUAUGAGCUACAACAAGGGCGAGAAGGACUUCGGCGAAGGACCGAAGGUCCACCGAAUCCGUAUCACGUUGACUUCUCGCAAUGUCAAGUCUCUCGAAAAGGUCUGCGCUGAGCUGAUCGACCGUGCGAAGUCCAAGGAACUGCGCGUUAAGGGUCCUGUCCGUAUGCCGACCAAGAACCUCAAGAUCUCGACCCGUAAAACUCCCAACGGUGAGGGUUCCAAGACGUGGGAUAUGUAUGAGAUGCGAAUUCACAAACGCCUCAUCGACCUCAAUGCCCCGACCGAAGUUGUUAAGGCCAUCAUCAUUAACAUCGAAGCUGGUGUUGAGGUCGAAGUCACGAUCGCGGCAUAAAUGACUCCCAGCUGGAGGAAAAAAUUAUCGGUGUCAUAUGCGUAGUUCAACGGAAUGCAUGUUGUCUACAUCGAGGUCAGCGAUAUGCUGCACCCGUUACUUUUGACAACAACAAGUCAUUACUGAGCUUGCCGAAUACAGCAGUAUAGCGCAUAGCUGUGCUAUGAAACUUAAAAAGACCUUACAUUUUCAUCUCAUCGUAGCUGUGCUCUCAGUGUGCCUUACUCUAUUGUGCAGCAGAAUCCCAAUCGCCUCCCAGGUGACCAUAGACCAGUAUGAGCCAUUUUUGUAAAUCAGAAUGACUCAGUCAUAAGUUAAGGUAGAAAAUCCCAAUAGAAAGUCUUUGCUAAUAA
Messenger RNA from Verruconis gallopava, 776 nucleotides. Its product is annotated as 40S ribosomal protein S20. Gene Ontology annotation, molecular function: structural constituent of ribosome. The coding region runs from base 73 to 423 and encodes 116 amino acids. Gene Ontology annotation, biological process: translation. Gene Ontology annotation, cellular component: ribosome; cytosolic small ribosomal subunit. The transcript has 3 exons. The record is from RefSeq and is a predicted model, not a curated record. NCBI's taxonomy places the organism in Eukaryota, Fungi, Ascomycota, Dothideomycetes, Venturiales, Sympoventuriaceae.